AUGCCAAAGCCAUCGUCGAAGAGGAAGUCCAAGCAGCAGUCGGAUUCUGAUUCAGAUAGUGGUCCAGAUGACAGAAAUGUGAAGAAAUCGAAGAAUGAAGGGUCGUCCGUGGAUCGUGAUGACGAGGGAAAUCCUCGUUGGAUGUUGGAGAACAAACGUUUCAUCACUGUGCGUCCAUUCAAAGGGAAGGUGUACAUUGACAUCAGGGAAUUUUACGAAGCAAACGGAGAGCUUAAACCCGGCAAGAAAGGCAAGUUGAAUCCGCGAGUUCAAUAA
Notodromas monacha is the source of this 276-nucleotide messenger RNA. NCBI's taxonomy places the organism in Eukaryota, Metazoa, Arthropoda, Ostracoda, Podocopida, Cyprididae. The record is from the annotation of a GenBank genome assembly.